Messenger RNA from Pundamilia nyererei, 1042 nucleotides. Its product is annotated as major histocompatibility complex class I-related gene protein-like. The transcript is spliced from 6 exons. Gene Ontology annotation, biological process: immune response. Lineage: Eukaryota; Metazoa; Chordata; Actinopteri; Cichliformes; Cichlidae. The record is from RefSeq and is a predicted model, not a curated record. Bases 12 to 668 code for a protein of 218 amino acids. Gene Ontology annotation, cellular component: external side of plasma membrane.
UUGAAGCGCUAAUGAAAAGCUUUAACCACACAAAAGGUGUUCACACAUUUCAGAGGAUGUCUGGCUGUGAAUGGGAUGAUGAGACCGGUGAGGCUGUGAUCUUCAAACAAAAAUGGGACAACAACAGAGAGGCAUUAUAUAGAGAAAGGAAUAAUCUCAUCACAAUCUGUCCUGAAAUGCUGAAGAACUUUUUGAACUAUGGGAGGACACUCCUGGUAAAACCAGUUCUUCCCUCAUUUUAUCUCCUCCAGAAGACUCCUUCCUCUCCAGUCACCUGCCACGCUACAGGUUUCAAUCCUAACAAAGUGAACAUGGUCUGGAGGAAAGAUGGAGCGGAGAUUCAUGAGGGCGUGAACAGAGGAGAGAUCAUCCCCAACAAUGAUUGGACCUUCCAAAUGAGUGUUGACCUGGAAAUUUCAUCAGUCAGACCUGAAGACUGGGAAAGAUAUGCCUGUGUGUUUCAGUUCUCUGAUGUGAACCAGGAUAUCGUCACCAAACUGGACAAAGCAGUGAUCUGGACCAAUAAGGUUUCCCAUUGGGAUCAUGGAAUAACUUUCAAUCGUGUAAAAUCAAUUUUGCAAAUUAUCGGAGGACUUCUCUCACUGGGAUUGACCAUCGCAGGAUGCUUCAUGUGCAACAGAAAAAGGAAUGGAGCUGCCAGCUCCUAGCCUGCCUCUCCACCUGGAUUAGCCGAUCCCACGUCCUAGCCUGGCUCUCCACCGGGGUCAGUCGAUGCUGGGACCCUGUCUGCUUCUCUCACCAGAGCCUACUUUUCUAGAAGCUCGAGUACCUGAACCAUUCUUCCUCUGAAUCAGCAAUGCUAUUAGCAUCCCUCGUGGUGAGACCCAAACUAACCAGAAGUUGAGUUUUUUUCAACUUCGUAUUUGGCUUUAUUAGGUUCUUCAUUUGUUUAUUGUUAACAUUUAAUUCCCUGUGCUUUGAUUUAUUUUAGCCAUUCCAUUCUUGUGGAUCGUGAUUUUUUAUAUUUGACUGAGUUUGUAUUCUUAAUUUUUUUAGGCACUUUCUGGGAGUUUGUGUUCUU